Molecule: messenger RNA, 1544 nt
Organism: Gymnogyps californianus (California condor)
Lineage: Eukaryota; Metazoa; Chordata; Aves; Accipitriformes; Cathartidae
Gene: RAB7A
Product: RAB7A, member RAS oncogene family
Exons: 6
Coding region: 67-690 (207 amino acids)
Biological process (GO): endosome to lysosome transport; phagosome-lysosome fusion
Cellular component (GO): phagocytic vesicle; lysosome; late endosome
Molecular function (GO): GTP binding; GTPase activity
Source: RefSeq, a predicted model, not a curated record
CCGAGGCGAGCGGGGGGUGGCAGCGAGUCUCGGGCGGGCGCCGCGGCACACGCACCAGUGUAAAAGAUGACUUCUAGGAAGAAAGUGUUACUGAAAGUCAUCAUCCUUGGAGACUCUGGGGUGGGAAAGACAUCACUCAUGAACCAGUAUGUGAACAAGAAAUUCAGUAACCAGUACAAGGCUACGAUAGGUGCAGACUUCCUGACAAAAGAGGUCAUGGUGGAUGACAGGCUAGUGACAAUGCAGAUAUGGGAUACAGCAGGACAAGAACGAUUUCAGUCUCUGGGAGUUGCCUUCUACAGGGGAGCAGACUGCUGUGUGCUGGUGUUUGAUGUCACAGCCCCCAACACAUUCAAAACCUUAGACAGCUGGAGGGACGAAUUCCUCAUUCAGGCCAGUCCAAGGGAUCCUGAGAACUUUCCUUUUGUUGUGCUGGGAAACAAGAUUGACCUAGAAAACAGACAAGUCACCACAAAACGGGCGCAAGCCUGGUGCUACAGUAAAAACAACAUCCCCUACUUUGAAACCAGUGCCAAGGAGGCCAUUAAUGUGGAACAAGCUUUCCAGACGAUUGCACGAAAUGCACUUAAACAGGAAACCGAAGUGGAGCUUUACAACGAAUUCCCCGAACCCAUCAAACUAGACAAGAAUGACCGAGUGAAGGCUUCUGCGGAGAGCUGCAGCUGCUGAGGGGAGAGGGAGGGGUUGAGCACAGUCCUUCACAAACGAAUAUCACACUUAGGCCUUCAAACACACAGCCCCUCUUCUGUGUUUAAAACGAAAUUAAAAAAAAUUUCCAUCUCCAGCUGCCAAAACCCACCCAUUUCCCAUGAGCGUCUCUGAGUCCUGCACUUCAGAGCUCAUGUCCCCACACCAUCCACAUCACACUUCAUGGUAACAGACCUUUCUCGUAGUUUUAAAUGGAAACUCUUAUGUAUGUUUGGAACUGAAUCUAAUUCCAGGUGUCCAAUGGAGAGAAACUGUUUACAGGUAAUCUGUGUAACAAGUUACAUACAUUUUUAACUGUCUCGUGUUUUCCCCUGUGAAGGCUGCAACUGGAAAGGCUGAUUACCCAUAGUUCAUUGCAAGCUCAGCACUCAGUCCAACUAGGUUGAGUUUUGUAUGUAUCUCUGUUAAUGCUUGUUACUUUUAACUAAUCAGAUCUUUUUACAGUAUCCAUGUAUUAUGUAAUGCUUCUUUAGGAAAAAUCUUAUAGUACAUGUUAAUAUAUGCAACCAAUUAAAAAUGUAUAAAUUAGUGUAAAAUUCCUGAAUUACAUGUUCAAGUACUGAAACACAGAUUGUGUAGAAUGUGAGGAGGACACUUGUGAACUGCAGCGUGCUAGCAACACAAAGUCCAGAUAGAGGCAGUAUUCUGUACAGUAGAGAUGAACUAUGUAAGCCGCCUUGUUUUGAGGCCAGAAAGGCUUCAUCUUCUGGAAAAUCUGUCUGGCUUCCUUGUAUCUAAAUUCUCAGAUUUGCAUAACAGCAUUGAUAUGCACACUGGAUUAUUGGAUUUAAAAUUAAAUACAGCUAUGAAAUGAC